AUGCCAAUCACUUUGUCCUCUCUCAAGAAUGGCCUUGCUGCUCUAAAAAACGACACUCAGCCUCUCAUUGACAAGCUAAAAACUAAACUUACUUCUGGAAUAUUGAUCACUGAUGAAGAGGAGAAAUGGCUGGAUCAUGAAGCAAACUUCACAGAUGAAACAUUGCUUCUUGCUGAGCUCCAACAUGCAAUGGACUUUCAGAGUGCCCUUGACUCCCUCUCAAACAACCACAAAGCAAUUGCCCAGUGCAUGCAAGCUGCAAGCGGUGUUGAAGGUCAAAACUUGGGGAUGGUUGCAAAUGUUGUGCAAUGUGAAUCCAACCCAAACUUAAAGUGUGAGUGCUGUGAUGGCUGGAGAAAUUUGCACUCAAAAUACUCCCAGGCUCUCAAAGAGUUGUUCCAGACCCAGAUGAAGAACCAUCAGCAAAGAAGCAGCCAGUCUUUACUCAUAAAGAAAUUGCCACACUGCAACAGCGCAUCAAGAUCAUAG
Messenger RNA from Cantharellus anzutake, 489 nucleotides. RefSeq lists its product as uncharacterized. Lineage: Eukaryota; Fungi; Basidiomycota; Agaricomycetes; Cantharellales; Hydnaceae. The record is from RefSeq and is a predicted model, not a curated record. The transcript has a single exon. Bases 1 to 489 code for a protein of 162 amino acids.